Parnassius mnemosyne (clouded apollo) is the source of this 1446-nucleotide messenger RNA. The record is from the annotation of a GenBank genome assembly. NCBI's taxonomy places the organism in Eukaryota, Metazoa, Arthropoda, Insecta, Lepidoptera, Papilionidae.
AUGGUGUCGCCGGUCGCUAAGCAGACAUGGGCAAUAUCAGCAGUUCUUAUCAACAUGAUGGCUCAGGGCUUGAUGCUAAGCUACCCAUCCAGUUUGCUGCCAGGGAUCCGGGCCCCAGACUCCGACAUAAAAGUAGAUUUGAAUACAGCAUCUUGGCUAGGUUCAGUGGUUGGACUGUCCUCAAUCCCUGGCUUUUUUAUUUCCUCUAUCCUCAUGGAUUGGAGAGGUAGGAAGAUGGCGCAAGCUAUAGUCAUAAUACCUGGCAUUUUGGGCUGGCUGUUCAUUUACUUAGGUGCCAGUGUAACUUCACUAAUUAUAGGAAGAUUAUUGACUGGGUUUACGGGUGGUGCUUCUGUAUGUCUAGGAGCAGUAAUUGUUGGAGAAUAUUCAAGUCCUAAAAAUAGAGGCACUUACUUAAAUUUAAAAACAGCCAGCGUUUGCGUUGGGGGCAUGAUGAUUCACAUACUGGGAAAUUUUUUUCAUUGGAGAACUGUCGCAUUACUAUCACUGUUCCCGUAUAUUAUUUCCCUCGCCAUAAUUUAUACUUGGCCCGAAAGUCCUGCAUGGUUAGUUUCACGAAAAGAAUUUGAGAAAAGUAAAAAGGCGUUUUAUUGGUUGAGAGGGCACAGUGAAGAAGCGGAAAAGGAAUUAUAUGAACUAAUUAGAGCUCAAAAAAAUAAACCAGCCGAUAUAAAAAACAGCAACUUCAAGGAGAAAUUUAUUGAAUUUUUAAAGAAAUUUACGAGGAAAGAUUUCGUAAAACCAGUAGUCAUAAUAAUGUUUAGCAGGCUGCUACUUGAAACCUGUGGCCGACACAUUUUUCCCGCAUACGCAUUACAAAUUAUCGGUGAAGUGACUGGGAACAAAUCUCAAUCGUUUUAUUACACAUUAGCUUUAGAUAUCAUUAUAACGACCAGCGCUACAUUUUCCUCGGUAUUGGUCAAAAUUUGCAAACGUCGCACUCUUCUAUUUGUUUCUGGAUUUUCUGCUUUAUUUAUAUUAUUUAGUGUAUGCACAUACCUUUAUCUAGCAUCUAAAGCAAUAAUUUCUAAUAAUUAUACUUGGAUACCAAUAUCAUUGUUUGUACUGUACUUCAUAUUAGCCAAUUUAGGUUGCACACCAAUUCCUCUAGCUUUAUUAGGUGAAGUGUUACCAUUAGCUCAUAGAGGUUCUGGAUCAGCUGUUGCAGGUAUUGUAAUGUCUCUCACCAUGAUGGUAGCACUCCAAAUUACACCAUAUUUACUCGAAAGUGUCAAAGUUUAUGGAACAUUCGCUGUAUUCGGAUCAGCUAUGGGCUUAACUCUAGUGGUGUUUUAUUUUAUAUUACCCGAAACAAAAGACAGAACUUUACAGGAGAUUGAAGAUUAUUUUAAUUAUGGAAGAUUUAAGAACGAGGAAAACCUGAGAGAGGAAGAAGAAGAUGUGAAGAUGAAAAUGAUUAUUUGA